GAGGAAUCGAAAGAGAAAACAGGCGGCGGGAGCUGGCGGCCGCCGGCCUCCGGGAGCGGGGCGCGGGGAUGGAGCUGCGGGCCCUCUGGCUGCUUUGCUGCUGCUUCUGCUGCUGCGGCCGCGCUGCGGACCCCCGCGCCACCUUCACGGCGACGGAGCCGCGGAGCCGCGAGCGACAGGCAGCCGCCUUCCGGGAAAGUCUUCAUAGACAUCGAUACUUGAAUUCUGUAUUCCCUGGUGAAAACUCCAGUGCCGUCUAUGGAAUAAAUCAGUUUUCUCAUUUGUUUCCUGAAGAGUUUAAAGCUAUUUACUUAAGAAGCAAACCUUCCAGAUUGCCCAGAUACCGAGCAGAAGUGCAAACAUCCAUACCCAAUGUGUCUUUACCAUUAAGAUUCGACUGGCGGGACAAGCGUGUUGUAACACAAGUGAGAAACCAGCAGACGUGUGGAGGUUGCUGGGCCUUCAGUGUGGUGGGUGCCGUUGAAUCUGCAUAUGCGAUAAAAGGGAAGCCUUUGGAAGACCUAAGUGUUCAGCAGGUCAUUGAUUGUUCAUAUAAUAAUUACGGCUGCAAUGGAGGGUCUACUCUCAAUGCUUUGAACUGGCUGAAUAAGACGCAUGUAAAACUGGUGAGAGAUUCAGAGUACCCAUUCAAAGCGCAAAAUGGCCUGUGCCGUUACUUUUCUGAUUCACAUUCUGGAUUUUCAAUCAAAGGUUAUUCUGCAUAUGACUUCAGUGACCAAGAAGACGAAAUGGCAAAAGCACUUGUCACCUUUGGCCCAUUGGUCGUGGUAGUAGAUGCAGUGAGCUGGCAAGACUAUUUAGGAGGCAUAAUACAGCACCAUUGCUCUAGUGGAGAAGCAAAUCAUGCAGUUCUCAUAACCGGGUUUGAUAAAAUAGGAAAUACUCCAUAUUGGAUUGUGCGGAACUCAUGGGGAAGUUCAUGGGGAGUAGAUGGCUAUGCCCAUGUUAAAAUGGGAGGCAAUAUUUGUGGUAUUGCAGAUUCUGUUUCUGCUGUAUUUGUGUGAUUUGUUGGGCAGAUCAAGGGACAACUACGAAAAUGAAGGUUCAUAAUGGAAUGGAGCAUAGAGUUCAUUCUCAGUGUUAUUUGCCUGUAGGCCAUCAGCUCAGUGGCCGGGAAGUAAUCUGUGGAAGAGUUGCCUACUUUAGGAUGAAGGUCAAGUUAAGAAUUUCUUCAAUUUGAAGACACUUACCUGGUUUGAUUAUUGUUUUUGUUUGCUUGUUUUAAUGAUAUACUUCUAGUAAGAUUAAAGGAGGGAUAGGGAUUGCUUUUCCUUUGUAGAAUAUAAUCACUAGCCUUAGCUCACACUUAUAUAGAAGAAAGCCAGCCUAAAACGGGGUGUGCUUCUCACAAUUCACAGCCCACCGAGAUGGAAUUUCUUAAAGAUUUUGAAAUGCCAAUUGCUUUACCUCCACAAAAGACGCAUACCCCUUGAGCUGUAGAAAGGUCAUGUAGAAAGAAGCAAAAGGAGAAAGGCACUUUUUAAGAGAAAUAGAUUGAAAUUGAAGGACCGAUAUGGCAGCUAUAUGGUAGGAAAAACUCAAGUAGCGUUGUCUGAGAGACUAUUGUUAGGAAACUUUGUCAAUAGGAUUCCAAUGGGUCUUUUUUCUUAGUUUGUUCUCCCUGUGUUGAGGAGCAAUGCAUUUUCCCACUCUCUUUCUCUUACUCUUUACUGUGCCACUCCUAAAUUUUCCUAGUGGCUUGACUUCCCUGACUAAAGAAGCCUCCUAUUUUUACUAUUUUAUAACCAUUUAUUUGGCUCCAUUUGUUUCUAAGCCUUUAUCAAACCAGGAUCUCACCUUUCGGUUCCUCCCACCAUUCCUAGGCACCACCCCUUUCAAAGCCUAAUCCCAUCAGUCUGAGGUCUCAGCCAAACUGAAUUUCCUAGGCUCUCUGGUUUCCCACUCUUCUGCUUAUUUUUUCCAGGUUCCCAUUAGAACCACAUUUUUGUGCA
Messenger RNA from Herpailurus yagouaroundi (jaguarundi), 1973 nucleotides. RefSeq names its product cathepsin O (gene CTSO). Lineage: Eukaryota; Metazoa; Chordata; Mammalia; Carnivora; Felidae. The record is from RefSeq and is a predicted model, not a curated record. Gene Ontology annotation, molecular function: cysteine-type peptidase activity. Gene Ontology annotation, biological process: proteolysis. Bases 69 to 1025 code for a protein of 318 amino acids. The transcript is spliced from 8 exons.